Messenger RNA from Varroa destructor (honeybee mite), 1267 nucleotides. RefSeq lists its product as uncharacterized. The record is from RefSeq and is a predicted model, not a curated record. NCBI's taxonomy places the organism in Eukaryota, Metazoa, Arthropoda, Arachnida, Mesostigmata, Varroidae.
AACAAGGUGUGUAUUACUUCCGUGAUAACGAAAUUCAUUUAAUAGCCACUCGAUUGAUUCUACGAUGAAGGACGGCAGCCAAAAGUCAAAAAAACAUAUGGGGAAAAAAAAACUAAGUGAGAUGGAAAGUCAAAACAAAGCUACGCCUGAGGGAUACAAACAAAAGCAACAAAUAACAUCGAAUAAGGUCGCUAGGGGAACACGACAUGACGGAAGCGGAAAAAACGGCAACUCUUCUGUCGAAUCUUCGUUGCGAUUUUCUUAUAGAAAAUCGGAAGAGCCAAUACAAAUAGUAAAACAAGGUAAAGCAGGUGAGCCCACUGUGCGUGUAAGGCGAACCUCGAGCGUCAUAGCUGCGGUACGUCAAAGAAAAGGCACGAGCUCCUCUGACAAACUUAAAAAGCAUUCAGGGAAAGGACAUAUAGAGACAGCGAAAACUAAUGAGGACGAGAUAUUCAACGAUUUUUUGAAACGGGGUAUCAGGGACAUAGUCGGUCUGGUGUCCACCCGGUGGUAUUGGCAUGACAAAAUGAAGGUUGCUGGAAUCCGUACACUGUUCGACCUUUUCGGGUACAAGAAGCAAUUCAAAGAACUUGAUAAAGCUACUGGGGAUGCAGUUAUUAAAUGUGUUAUGGAACAAAAGGAAGCAGGGAUAAGUUCUUUAGGUUGGAUCUUCAACAAUAUACUUUACCAGCUCGAAGUUAUUUUUUUUCAGCUCAAUGUAGGAUCUCAACAAGUCGAAAGGGCCUUUGGGUAUACACUCCAGAUUACAUGCAAAAAUGGGGCCGUAUUCGAGUUCGAUUAUGAACGCCCGAGAAAAGUUCUUGUGGACUAUCAUCUUGGUUUCCCGACCAGAAUCGUAUUACGUGGCCCCUCAGCGGAGCCUGGACAAGCCCAGAAGUGCAUCAUCCUUAACGAAUGUGAGCGUAAGGGGGAAUACAGUGAUUACGUAGUCAUCUACAAGAGUGGCAAUACGCGGGCGUACCUAAGCAUCAACUGGAUGGGUCCCGGUUUAAACUACUAAACUUUUUUAAACUUUUCAGAUACAUAUGCUGAAAUCAUAUUAAAGGCUGCAGCAAACAUCGCCGAAGCACGGCGAACGUCCAGUCGCCUAUUGCAGUGCAAAAGCCGGCAGAAUGGUAGUAUAAAAAUAACGAUAGUUACGAUCCACGGAAGGGACGCAACGGUAUCACAUCUAUAUUGUCUGUUCGACCUGAUGCAAUCACUUCAGUGACGGUCGUGAUGAAUAAACCUAGCUAGCAAAAUG